GUCGAAAGUAAACAGCGUCACAGUAAGUGUUUGGCGUUGGAAGCAUUCAGAACUCGUCAAGACAAUUUCGUUCUUGCUCAGCUUGUAGCUCUAUUUGCAGCCACAACAUGUUAAAAAAUCUGUCUAUACCUCGACUACAUCUAAUAUCGAUUCAGCUAGUGUUGAUAGGUUGGCUCUAUCAAAUGUUUCACGUAGCGGCUGCGACAGGUUACGAGAUUCAUUCGGACCAUGCAAUCCAGUUCACUAUGGACGAAAUAGUGAGCCAUGAUUCAAGUGUUCAAGUGACGGCAGGGUCCGUGCUGACUCAUAUCACCGUGUAUAAUUACAACGGUGCGAUAUCUGAGGCAGCAAUAGGACGAGUGAGCUUCGAUUCGAGCAAUAUGGAUAAGAUAUGCCAGUGGGACGACACCGUUAGUCAAGCGUCGAGAAGGUACUUCGAGAUAAAUGGUGGUACAGGAAUAAUCACGAUGCGCGAAGGAACACCCGAAGGUAUCUACUUACUACAUUUCAUCGUGACUGAGCGGUUCAACGAUACAUCAAAGUACAAAAUAUCUAAAAAAGUGAAGGUGACGGUUAAGAAAGUCGUGAAGAAGCAUAUCGAUUGCAGUGACUCCAUUCGGUUCCUUAACGUAACUGGUGAGCAGCUCUUGACUAAGGAGAAAGGCAGCAGUACCGCACCAAAGGAACGUUUGGAGAUGAGUAUCGCCAGCGCACUGAAUGUCACUCAGGACAAGGUGGUUAUAUUUUUGUUGUGUUUUGCACUUUUACUUUUAUUAAAACACUUAUAACGUACAUAAUAAAUAAAACAUAA
This is a messenger RNA of Anopheles merus, 811 nucleotides long. RefSeq lists its product as uncharacterized. The coding region runs from base 108 to 788 and encodes 226 amino acids. The transcript has 2 exons. The record is from RefSeq and is a predicted model, not a curated record. Lineage: Eukaryota; Metazoa; Arthropoda; Insecta; Diptera; Culicidae.